UGGAGUGGAGUUCGGUGCCAGCUCAGAGGGCUUUGUGCGCCUCUGCGUUACAAGCUCAUCGGGCAUAGAAGUGCAGUACAACACUCGAUUUGUUUUGCCUGCGUUGCCCAAGCGCCGCCCACGAUGUAGCGCCGUGGCAGGCCACAAGAGCCGCGGUUGUGCAUGGUGGUCGCCCAUUCAAUCGCUAUCCAGGCUGCUUAUCUUGCUCCAAGUGACACAUUCCUGCCGACUUUAGCCAUAAGCAAUCAUAACAAGAGUUGAUCGGCAGAGGAGCAAAGCGUCAAGUUGCCAGCAACAAACAGCACGUUUACAAACGUCAGGAUUCUUGAAUUGAGCGACGUUAUAGUGGCUUGGGGAGAUGAUGGGAAAAGAUAAGGGCCAUGGUCCGAAACGUCGCCUGUGCCAGUCCAGUAUAUAUUAAAACAAUAUUUUCGCGCAACAAUUUAGGUUCAAAAUGAAGGCAAUGCAAUUCCUGAUUGGGGUUGACUCAACCCAUUACCCGUUUAGGGAUCAAUACACCAGGUAAGGCCCACUGAUCGAACCUCUCUUUUCAGCAGCGACCUGCCUACAAGUGAAAGCUCAACGAAUAGGAAAUGUACAGCAGCCAAAUACUCUGAACGCGUGUUGUCGAUUCUAAAUGUGGACCGAGAAACCACACGACAACGGAGAGAGAGAGACGCAAACUCCAAAUAAACAACAGCAGCAGCAGCAGGGAGCUAACAUCUCACCACGAUCCACGAUGUGGGGCUAGGGGAUACGUGGAUAGAAGCACGCAUCCCCGCCAUGGUAAUGUGGAAUUUCCACCACUGCCUGUGCAGGAGGACUGUAAACGGGCGAAGAUCAUUGCUGUCUGAGUUGUUUGGUUGAGCGAGGAAGACUUUCGUUGUUGUACCUUCCUUACCCCGUGUCUCGACUGGACGACUGUGACAAGAAAACUUCGUAGAUCAUCGGAUUCCCUCCUCCAGUAUAGAUAAUAAUUAUUAUUAUCACAUUCAGAUUCCGAAUUGAAAUACAAACGUCACAACGCCCUGGACUGGACGGAGGCCGCCACUGGGUCUGCUUCUUCAUCACCACCAACAUCAUAUCAUCAUCACCACCAUCAACAUCAACCACCAUCGUCAUCAACUAAAAUCAACCACCAUCAUCACUACCAAUAUCACCACCAUCAACAUCAUCAAAAUCAAUCAACAUCAACCAUCAUCAAAAUCAACCACCAUCAUCAUCACCACCACCACCAUCAUCAAUACCAACCACCAUCAACAUCAUCACCACCAUCAUCAUCAAUAUCAACCACCAUCAUCAUCAAUAUCAACCACCAUCAUCAUCAAUAUCAACCACCAUCAACAUCAUCACCACCAUCACCACCAUCAUCAACCACCAUCAUCAAUAUCAACCACCAUCAUCACCACCACCACUACCACCGCCGCCGCCACUGCCGUGGGGCAGCGCUCGUCCCCUGCUGGACCCGGUUCCGGGCUCGAGACGGCGGCUCGCAACUCUCCGAUGAACGUGGCCGCUCCGCUCCGCCGCCUUCUUCACUCCGCCGCCGCCUUCUUCACUCCGCCGCCGCCUUCUUCACUCCGCCGCCGCCUUCUUCACUCCGCCGCCGCCUUCAACUCCGCGACUUAAACGCGACAUCGGACGCCGUCGGUCGUGCGCCUCUCGUCGCUUCCAGCGGCCGCCGGGUCGGUCGUCGUUCCCCGCCUGUCGAGCACGCGGUGGAGGUGAAAGGGCCGAACCCAUGCGCCGAUCCCAGUGAAAGGAGAGAAGACUGAGAAGAACCACUGGUACAUUGGGAGGAGCAGAAUGAAGGGCUCCGUACAGAAUGCCGUGGCCAAGGCAGUGCCGCAGGCCUCGGAGGCCGCACCCGACGCUGUGUCAGUGGGACCAGGACACCUGGAGGCCACCAAGGACGGGGGCUGCGAGUUCAUGGUGCCUGAGUCGUGGAGGCACUCGGUCAGCCAGGCCUUGCUGGCGCUGUUUGAGAAGGAGCAGCUGUGCGACGUCACAAUCAAGGUGGGCGCUAAGCGGAUCCCGUGCCACCGUGUGGUGCUGGCGUCAGCGGUGCCCUACUUCCGCGAUAUGUUCCUGUCGGACAUGCUGGAGACGCGGCAAGGGGAGGUGUCACUCCAGGACCAGCAGCUGGAGGAGGGCGCCGUGGAGGCGAUUGUGCGCUUCGCGUACGAGGGCCGUGCCCGGCUGGCGCCCGACGGCGUGCAGGCGCUGCUGUACGCUGCGUGCAUCCUGCAGGUGGAGGUGUUGGUGGGCGCCUGCUCCACCUACAUGCAGAGGAACCUGGAUGCGUCCAACUGCCUCGGCGUGCGCGCCUUCGCGGAGAUGCACAAUCUGAAGAAGUUGAUGUCGGCGGCGGAUGACUUUACGCGAGAGAACUUUGGCGCAGUGGCAGUGGCGGAGGAGUUCUUGGACGUCUCUCCGUCCCACCUGGUGGCCCUGCUCUCAUCCUGCGACCUGAGCGUGGUCGGCGAAGUGCAGGUGUACGAGGCCACCAUGCGUUGGCUCCGCAGAAACUCGCAGCACCACGAGCGAUGGCUCCCCACCAUUGCCGAGCAGGUCCGCUUCCCGCUGCUGCCGCUGGACUUUCUGAUGCGCACGGCAUUCCGCGAGGAGCUCCUCAAGCGCAACAUUCGGUGCCGGGAUCUUUUGGACGAAGCCAAGAACUUCCACCUCCACAUGCAGCACCAGGACGAGCUGACCGAAUUCGAGUUCUCUGUGCGCACCACACCGCGAAAGAGUGCUGCCGGAGUGCUCUUCUGCGUGGGUGGCCGGGGAAGCAUGGGAGACCCUUUCCGGAGCAUCGAAUGCUAUGACCUGCAGACUGGAAGCUGGUUCCUCGCUGCCGAGAUGAACAGUCGCAGGCGACACGUGGGCGUCAUCUCUGUGGGAGGGAAAGUAUAUGCGGUGGGUGGACACGAUGGCAAUGAGCACCUGACAAGCAUGGAGAUGUUUGAUCCUCUCACCAACAAGUGGAUCCCCAGGGCCUCGAUGAACACCAAAAGACGAGGAAUAGCUCUGGCGGCACUGGCAUCGGGCCCCAUCUACGCCAUCGGGGGGCUGGACGACUCGGCCUGCUUCCAGACGGUGGAGCGAUACGACGUGGCGGCCGACUCCUGGAGCACCGUGCACUGCAUGAACCUGCCGCGUGGGGGCGUGGGCGCCGUCGCUCUUGGGCGCUACAUCUACGCUGUGGGUGGGAACAACGGGCAAACAUCUCUUGCGACCGUGGAACGAUACGACCCUCCGCUGGACAAGUGGGAGGAAGUGAAGGGAAUGAAGCAGCGUCGGGCUGGUGCAGGCGUGACUGUACUCAACCGCUGCCUCUACGUUGUGGGUGGCUUUGAUGACAAUGCACCCUUAAACUCGGUGGAAAAGUACGACCCCCAGAAGGACCGGUGGGAGGAGGUGGCAGAUCUCACAACGCCACGUGGAGGCGUAGGGGUGGCCACACUUAUCGGAAAGAUUUUUGCAGUAGGAGGCCACAACGGCAGCACCUACCUCAACACGGUGGAAGCCUACGACCCUCUCACUAACAAGUGGGAAGCAGUGGGCUCUAUCUCGCAGUGCCGGGCGGGAGCUGGAGUGGCCAUCUGUGCCUGCUCCAUCAAGCAAAUCCGAGAAGUCGCACAAGGCACAGGGGGAGUUGCCGACUGCAUGUGACCAAAUUGUGCACACGUGGGUCUCUGGAGCACGGGCCACAGUUACAGUGGCAUUCUCUUGUUAUUUUCGUGGUAUUUUCCCAGUUUUUGUUUCAAUUGUGCUGUUACAGUAAUUUUCACAAGGUGACACAUAACACUUGGAUCUCUUGCAGAGCAGUACAUACUCUGUAAGUGAAUGGCCAGCAGAAGGAGAUGUCAUGGAACUGCUUUUGAAGUCCCUGAAUGUUACCCCAGAUUCAGUGUUUAAACGAAAUGUUACGCGAUGGGUUUUUUUGUGUAGUCGUUGCUGAUUGGAUUAAAGCUUCAGCUCACUACUGCUCUUGGUGUUUAACCUCACAGUAGCUUUUGUAAGAUGGUCAAGUUGUAAAAGCUGUGAUAUUAAUGAUUGAUUUCCAAUGUGUUACAAGUAUUCUUCAAUCAAUAUAUGCUCCAUUAUUGUAUGUAGUGUUUUAGCUAGUACAAUUGCAUGUUUUUUUUUAUUUGUUGCCACUUUAAUAUGGAAAUCUCAUUGUAGACAUGAAACAAGAAAACUUUUCGCAACGAGACUUCAGAAACUGUAAUGUUUCGUUUGAAAUUAAAUUCUAUUCAUCUAUCUUUGCUAAUAAUUCAAUAAUAUUUCCAUUAUUUACAUUAAUAUGAAAUGUUUACUAUUGUGUCAUAUGAUCUCUUGGCGCAGCUCGAGAGCUGCAUAUUGCUAAAGAAGGUUAUGAAAAGGAACACAUGUUCACUGAAUUGUUGUGCACUUUGUGUGAUGAGUUGCACUUGGCUUUAAAAAGUUACAUGUUACAUACAUGGUGUUGUGCCUAACACUAUUUAAAUACGAGUCGUAUUUGACAUUUCACGUUUUGUAAGCUCAUGCUGUCAAUUUGUUAUUGACCUGUAUAAGCCAUAUGAUGUUUGUUUUGGCAUACUUUUCAUAUACAUAAACAGUACAGCCCUUUUGUCGCUAUACUGCUGGAUGAGGGCUUUCCCGGGCCUUGUGGGUCGUGGGGAUUAUUUGACCAUACUUGACGUUGAUCAUUUGUCGUUCGUGAAGGCAGGGAGCAUACAAAUGUGGUAGCAUAGAAGAACAAUACAAUACAUUUUUCCUGAACUGCCCUCUCUGCUGCCCGGAAUGUAUACGUUCCUUUAUAUGCCUGUAAUUGAAUGUCAAUGCUUUACAUGUAUCAGUGUGAUGGUGUAUUAAGAGAUUGCACAUUUCAGGGUUUCAUGUCUGCUGCCAUAAAAGAUGUUGGAGACAAUCCUCUUAAAUGAGCCACAUGCCAUAUAAAUCACAUGGAAGUUAUAAGAAGCCAUCGUGUUCUAUGUAAACGCUACUGAAAGUAAUUUUUAGUUUCGUUGUUGCAAGUAAAAACAAUUGUUAGAAACUGUAGUUUAACACAUUCAUGUGCACCAUUUGUUAACAAAUUAUUCUUUGAAUGUUGCUUACAGAAGCUGCUGGAUGUAUUCCUGUGAAGGGCCAAUGAUUUAAACCUCUUUACGAAAAAUAUAUUUUGUAAGCAUAUUCAUGCGCACCACUGGAAUUGAGCAUAUAGGUUAACAUGUCGUCUUACGAGUAUGGAUUUAACAAGGCUGAAUUACUGAAUAUUUUCCGGAUCGCUGGUAGACUGGUGUAAGCUAGUGGCCACAGCCACAGAGAGGGGCGUGCUGGAUGUGUUCUCAAGUCUCGUCAUAUUUUCCAGUUAACUACACCAGACCCGGCUAAACGUAAGCCCUGGAUGUAAAAUAAUAAGAAAUAAACUAUUUAACAAUUGAA
Messenger RNA from Lethenteron reissneri (Far Eastern brook lamprey), 5430 nucleotides. RefSeq names its product kelch like family member 8 (gene KLHL8). NCBI's taxonomy places the organism in Eukaryota, Metazoa, Chordata, Hyperoartia, Petromyzontiformes, Petromyzontidae. Gene Ontology annotation, molecular function: protein binding. The record is from RefSeq and is a predicted model, not a curated record.